Molecule: messenger RNA, 1008 nt
Organism: Suhomyces tanzawaensis NRRL Y-17324
Lineage: Eukaryota; Fungi; Ascomycota; Pichiomycetes; Serinales; Debaryomycetaceae
Gene: CAK1
Product: cyclin-dependent protein kinase-activating kinase
Exons: 1
Coding region: 1-1008 (335 amino acids)
Biological process (GO): protein phosphorylation
Cellular component (GO): nucleus
Molecular function (GO): cyclin-dependent protein serine/threonine kinase activity; ATP binding
Source: RefSeq, a predicted model, not a curated record
AUGGAAAAGAACAAGCGCUACACCAACCGCAAGCGCCUCUACAGCGGCCACUACUCAGACGUGUACAGCGCCAUCGACAGCGCCAUCGACACCACUGACAGCACCACCGACGCCUCCGUCUGUCUCAAGAUCGUGGACUGUGACGUCCGCAUGAAGCCCCACGACAUCCGCCACGAAAUCGGUCUCCUCAAGCGCCUCGACCACCCCGGCAUUCUUGCCUGGAAAGACGACUUCAUCUGGAACGAUGACAUCGUGUUGGUGACGCCACUCUACCAGUACGACCUCAACGGCUUGCUCGACAAGCACACCACCCGGGCCAUGCGACACAACUUGGAGGACCCCUCCAAAAGCAAGGUGGUGGUCAAGAACACCUUGCCCGAGGCCAGCAUCGAGAAGAUAGUGGUGGGUCUUGCCCAAGCAUUGGCGUACUUGCAUGACCAGGGCAUUAUCCACCGCGAUGUCAAGCCCAGCAACAUCUACUUCAACCAGUCCGUGGCCCAUCCCGUGCUUGGCGACUUUGGCAUCAGCUACGAUGACCAGUCACCCGAGCCUGCCCACGCCAAGUACACCGAUGUGGGCACCGGCAUCUAUAAGGCACCGGAGUUGUGUCUUGGAGUGGUGGACUAUGGGCCGGAAAUCGACGGGUGGGCGUUGGGGGUGGUCAUGACACUCUUGUACCUGCGGACACUAGAGUCGGUGCUCGAGCCCGAGGAGGGCGACGAGGUGGUGAUCAACGACCUCUACUUGAUCCACGCCAUCUUCCAGAACUUUGGCACCCCGUCGUUGGACUCCAGCAGCGAGUUGUACUGGCCAGAAAUGGCUGACGACCGCUACUACUUCAACAAGUUGCAGUUUCAGCCACAAGAUCGCAGGCAUUUGCAAACACUCGUGCCGCGAUGCACGAAGCCCCUGGUGCGUCAAACCUUUGAUAAGCUUAUGACGUACGACCGCUGGCGGCGAAUAAGCAUGAAACAGUUGGCACAGGAAAUGGCAGGUGCACCAGUGUGA